UAUGCCUUCAUUCAUUCGCCAUGGACCCACCAUCCCCAGACGAACAGAGGGCCCCCCGCCAGAGAUGGCCCCCUCCUCCUACUCUGUGGCAAGCAGCAGGGAGUCCGUAGUGUCCCGCAGCAAGAGCGUCCUCCGUGCACCCGUGCAGAGGCCGCCGCACGAGGUGGCCCGCAGAGAGAGCCACCGGAUGUCGGCGCCGCCGUACCUGCCUCGCAGCGUGGGAGACGUGUCGCACGAGUACCGCGGCUCGACGCAAUCCUUCCUCACGGAUGUGAGCCCCAUGUCUGAAAACGGAGACGCUAAUCGUUAUUACUACCAGGCUGAGCCCUACUAUGAAAACCAGCAACAGCGUCAGCCCAGGAGAGUCCAGGAGCGCUUCCCUGAGGACUAUAGGUUUUAUGAACACAAUGAACACAACUUCCAAAGACUUCCCCACCAACACGCUUCCCCAGCGCCAAGCCGACCGCCCUCAGGCAUAGGUCGAAUUCAGGCCAAGUCUCUAGGGAACCUCUCCAGUCUGACCGCGGAGGACCUCCCCCUUCCUGCCGGUUGGACUGUGGACUGGACCAUCCGGGGCAGGAAGUACUACAUCGACCACAACACCAACACUACACACUGGAGCCACCCUCUGGAGAGGGAAGGGCUCCCCCCAGGCUGGGAGAAGGUGGAGUCUGCUGAGUUUGGGGUCUACUAUAUGGAUCACAUCAACGAAAGAGCACAGUAUCGCCAUCCUUGUGCCCCGAGUGUGCCUCGUUACGAUCAGCCCCCACCGCCUCCUGUAAGCUAUCAGCCGCGUCCAGCAGAAAGAAACCAGCCCGUGCUGGUGCCCGCUAACCCCUACCACACGGCCGAGAUCCCAGACUGGCUGCAGGUGUACGCACGGGCCCCCCUCAAGUAUGACCACAUCCUGAAGUGGGAGCUGUUCCAGCUGGCCGACUUGGACACGUAUCAGGGCAUGCUGAAGCUGCUGUUCAUGAAGGAGCUGGAGCACAUCGUUAAAUCCUACGAGGUGUAUCGACAGGCGCUGCUGUCGGAGCUGGAGGCCCGUAAACAGCGGCAGCAGUGGUACACCCAGCAGCCCAACAAGAACUACAUCGGGAACAUGUGACGGGAACGCCUUCGCUGAGGUUGCAGCCGUUUGGGAGCGGUCCGUGUUGCCUUUGAUAUCCAGACUCGUAAUUGCUUCCUUACCAAAUACAUCCGUGCCUUCGCUUGAUCCAAAUAUAUCAGCCAAGAAGUCCAAACACUCCCUGACGGGGAGUGGUCGCUUCGAGUGCUGUUCACUUUAUGAAUGACUGAAAGAAAACACUAGAAGGAAGACGAUCUGGAGGCUGCUGCUGGUGGUUUUUGAAAACGCCACGAGACGUGAAUCACGGUGCAAUUUUUCUCUUCUUUCAACACAGCAGCACCAAGUCUGGACGUUUGAUGAGAAGCUUCAGAGACCGUGCCUUUCUUAAAGCAACUCUACAGUUUUUGCUCAUAUCAAGCGUACGCCAUCUAUUCCGUCUUUUUUUUUCCUGCAGGGCAAAACGACCGGCAGCUUCAUUUAUUUAAACGCAAUAUAUUUUCUCCCUGUUACUGUGUAAUCCUCAUAGACUAAACCAGUAAAUAAACGUAUGCAUUGCUCAUGUUCUGAGGCGUUUUGUACACUAAAGACAAUCGGAAGGUUUGUAAUUCUGAAACACAUUUGAUGCGACGGUUUUCCCAUCUCUCCGCUCACCUGGCAUUGCUCUGAUUCAGAUGAAACGCAAUAAGCUGCUGGACAUUUUAUCACACCUUAAAACCAUAUAAAGGUCACCUGAUACGUGUUUAACAGAAAUGGCUGUGAAUCUUUGUUUUACGUGUUCGGUAAUAACGUGUUCCUAAAGUGGCAAUUCUACAAAAUGAACAAAAAUUAAGCUUUAUUGAACUAUUUAGCACAACCCGGAAAGUGAAAGUAUUAGAAAAAUAAUCUAAAUCGAUGUAGGGAGGCCUAUAGUGUUCUUUGAGUGAAGAAGCGUUUCCACGUUACACAAAACCACAUUUUGGAUUUUAGAGCUAAAAUCUAAAGUUAUUUAACUAAUUAAAAAGCAUAACUUUAUAUUAGUUAUCUUGUGCUGCUUGUUAAUUAUAUCUAUAAACCAGAAACGUGCGGUUUUACAUCAGUUGCAGCACAUUUAUUUACAGAAUAAAACCAGACUGGGAGCAGAUUUACUGUCUUCAUUUACAGAAGAGCCCUUUUAUUUUGGGAACUUUUUCCUUUAUUUUUUAAUCGAGUGGAUUGAUCACGCCUUAUGAAACUUUAAAAUAUUUUAAAAACAAGAACUGGACAUUUUAGAUCACUGAUUGAGACACAUGUUCAACUACAUGCAUGUUUUUCUAUUGGAUCCGUGUCAAAGUGCACAAGUUUCACAAAAUUUGAUUUUCAGAAAAAAUAC
This is a messenger RNA of Cyprinodon variegatus (sheepshead minnow), 2417 nucleotides long. It is a transcript of the gene sav1, whose product is annotated as salvador family WW domain containing protein 1. The record is from RefSeq and is a predicted model, not a curated record. Gene Ontology annotation, molecular function: molecular adaptor activity; protein binding. The transcript is spliced from 4 exons. Gene Ontology annotation, biological process: hippo signaling; apoptotic process; regulation of cell population proliferation. NCBI's taxonomy places the organism in Eukaryota, Metazoa, Chordata, Actinopteri, Cyprinodontiformes, Cyprinodontidae. The coding region runs from base 2 to 1108 and encodes 368 amino acids.